Messenger RNA from Protobothrops mucrosquamatus (brown spotted pit viper), 1206 nucleotides. Its product is annotated as myosin-6-like. The record is from RefSeq and is a predicted model, not a curated record. Gene Ontology annotation, cellular component: myosin complex. Lineage: Eukaryota; Metazoa; Chordata; Lepidosauria; Squamata; Viperidae. The transcript is spliced from 6 exons. The annotation marks the transcript as partial.
AUCCUCUCGGAAUGGAAGCAGAAGAACGAAGAAUCUCAGGCAGAGCUGGAGGCAUCCCAGAAGGAGUCCCGGUCCCUCAGCACGGAGCUCUUCAAGCUGAAGAACGCCUACGAGGAGUCUCUGGAACACCUGGAGACUUUAAGAAGAGAGAACAAGAACUUACAAGAGGAGAUUUCGGAUCUCACCGAGCAGCUGAGCCAUGGAGCCAAAAGCAUGCACGAGUUGGAAAAAGUGAGGAAGCAGCUGGAGUCCGAGAAAGUGGACUUACAAGCAGCGCUGGAGGAGGCAGAGGCAUCUUUGGAACAUGAGGAAGGAAAGAUCCUCCGGGCCCAGCUGGAGUUCAACCAAAUCAAGGCCGAAAUUGAGCGCAAGUUGGCCGAGAAGGACGAGGAGAUGGAGCAGGCCAAACGGAAUCACCUGAGGAUGGUGGACUCGCUUCAAGCUUCCCUGGAUGCCGAGACCCGCAGCCGCAAUGAGGCCCUGAGGAUCAAGAAGAAGAUGGAGGGCGACCUCAACGACAUGGAGAUCCAGCUUAGCCAAGCGAACCGGGUGGCUGCUGAGGUUCAGAAGCACCUCAAGAUCGCUCACGCCCACCUCAAGGACAAUCAGAUUCAACUGGACGAUGCCCUUCGAGCCAACGAGGACCUGAAGGAGAACAUCGCCAUUGUGGAGAGGCGCAAUACGCUGCUGCAGGCUGAGCUGGAAGAGCUACGCUGCGUAUUGGAGCAGACGGAGCGUGGGCGGAAACUGGCAGAACAGGAGCUGACGGAGGCCAGUGAGAGGGUCCAGCUCCUCCAUUCUCAGAACACCAGCCUCAUCAAUCAAAAGAAGAAGAUGGAGACUGAUCUGACCCAGCUUCAGUCAGAAGUGGAAGAAGCUGUGCAGGAAUGCAGAAACGCUGAGGAGAAGGCCAAGAAAGCCAUCACGGAUGCGGCCAUGAUGGCGGAGGAGCUGAAGAAGGAGCAGGACACCAGCGCCCACCUGGAGAGGAUGAAGAAGAACAUGGAGCAGACCAUCAAGGACCUCCAGAUGCGCCUGGAUGAGGCGGAGCAGCUGGCCCUGAAGGGCGGCAAGAAGCAGCUUCAGAAACUGGAGGCCCGAGUCCGGGAGCUGGAGAACGAGCUCGAAGGGGAGCAGAAACGCAACGUGGAGAACGUCAAGGGCAUGCGCAAGUGCGAGAGACGCAUCAAGGAGCUCACCUACCAG